Acipenser ruthenus (sterlet) is the source of this 1231-nucleotide messenger RNA. Its product is annotated as M1-specific T cell receptor beta chain-like. Lineage: Eukaryota; Metazoa; Chordata; Actinopteri; Acipenseriformes; Acipenseridae. Bases 129 to 1196 code for a protein of 355 amino acids. The record is from RefSeq and is a predicted model, not a curated record. The transcript is spliced from 5 exons.
CGGAAGGCAGCAGUGACAUGUCACAUGGCGCGCUAUCACUAAUCCUGUAACAGAAGUAAUUGUUCAUUGCGUUAGUCGACAACCCACCACGAACAGCUCCCAGACACAACAAAAAGAUUCACUCCGCCAUGAAGACAGUCAUUAUAUUAAUAUCUGCACUGAAUUUGCAUUGGUCAGGUAUCGUCGACGGGGAAGAACAGAAACCGCUGUCUCUACGGCAGCCUCAUCCCUCGGUCACCUCACCCGAAGGAAGGAACCCUAAAAUCAGGUGCCUGGUGGAGAGGGAUCACAAGGUCGGGAGGCUGGUACUAUCCUGGUACAAGAAGCCCCCCGGUCAGGGCAUGCGGUUCGUUUUAAGCCUUCGGUACAAAUCCAAAGCCAGCUACGGAGACGGGUUCUCAGAGAGGUUCCUACCUGAAAUCGACGAGGACAGCAACAGCUUCAACCUGACCGUGGGGCAGAUCGACAAGUCUGACGCGGGGGUGUACUUCUGCGCUGUCUGGUAUUCUAACAGAUAUAUCUUUGGGGAAGGGACGGAGAUCGUCGUUUUAGACAAGCAGCCCCCGCCUCAGAAGCCCUCUCUCUAUAUUUACCCACCGUCUCAAAAAGACCUGAGGGAGAGGAAUUUGGCCACCGUCUUGUGUCUGGCGAGCCGGUUCUCCCCGAAGCCGGUCCGGGUCAGCUGGACGGUAAACGGCGCCGAGCCCGCGCUGCCCGGCUCGCAGGUACCGGAGCCGCUCGAUAACGGCGACGGCACGUUCACGGCGUGGGGUCUGCUCGAGCUGAGCGGAGAUGCUUGGCACGAGGGCGCGGUGGUCACCUGCCAGGUGGAGCACGAGAGCAUAAGCGCCGAGGAGACUCUCACGAGAACGACUGAGACGAAGAACAAACGCUGUAAGAAACAAACGGAUGGGAACUGGACUGAAACUUUUGACAACUCCACAGAUUACAGCAACUCAGAUGUGGAGCGCCUGGGGGAUAUUUUGGAGACGGCCUCCUGUUGCUACACGAUUGCAUCAGUUCUCAGUGCUGUCUAUGGGAUCGUGGUCUCUGCUUACGUCUUCAAGGAGAGCCAAGAGGCACAAGGGAGGAGAUCUGAACCCAAACCCAAACCCAAACCCAAUGCCAAACCAAGGGGCCCCACAGGGAACUUCACAACCCACAGGGGGAAAGCUCCAGCCGUGCCAAGAAUUUAAAAUAUACUGUCUUGCUUAAAAAUGCUUUUUUUGUG